AUUUACUAUUCUGUUUAUGAGUCAUACUUAAUCAUUAUUUCAUAUUCCAGAUCCUCAAAAAAAUAUGGAAGCAAAAGUACCGUACAAUGGAAAACCCUAAAGCAAUUCCUUGUCCAUGGGACUUAAAUACGUAUUUUGGACGAUGGAUGUAUUAUUCUUGGAUCACUAAUCCAAAAUUGAACUUCACCUCUUCCGCUAUGAUUAAAGAAGCCAAAUUAAUACACUUCUCUUGUUUAUAUGGAUCAAUUUCCAAUGAUAUCACUGAUACAAAACUGUUACAUGAACAUCAAAUCUACGAAAAUGUAAUUCACCCCGACACGAAUGAAAUACAAAACACCUUUGGACGAUUGUCAUUUAUGCCAAUCGGAAAAGCAUUAUUAGUUGCUGUUUUACUAUCUCAAUUGACAAAGAAUACUUCCAGCUAUGCUUGGCAUGGUCUCAAUCAAUCAUACGAUGCAUUUGUAAAUUUUACCAACCGUAACGGAGAUACCAAAUUCAUUCCAACUACUCAAUUUAGAUUCGGAAUAUCCAUGUUGGCUGCAACAGUAACAUCGACUUUUGCUGCAUUUCACAUUGAAAGAUUUCUUGUUAGCAAGAUAUGUCAUCCAAUACCUUAUCGAUUUGUUCCAUUGAUAACACUCGCGGGUGCUAGUUUUAUAAAUGUCCCAAUAAUGAGACAUAAAGAAAUCAUAGAAGGUGUGAGGAUAUAUGACUGCAAUAAAGAAAAAGUUGGAUAUUCAAGAUUUGCUGGAUUAAAAGGUAUAGGAGAAACCAUAGUUACAAGAAUUGUAAUGCUCGCUCCAGGAAUAGUUUUAGUUCAUUAUUUAGAAGACGUUUUAGAUAACAAAAGCUGCUGGUUUAGAAAAAAUAAAUGGGCACAUUUUCCUUUUAAAUCAAUUGGAUUUGGAAUUAUACUCGUUGGUAUGCUGCCAACAGCAUGUGCUAUAUUUCCACAAUUUAGUUCUAUUCAGUUGUGUACAUUAAAGCAAUUUGAUAAAGAAGCUUACAAUCAAGUCACAGAAAAAUCUACUGAACUUACAGAUACAUUAUAUUUCAAUAAAGGACUUUAAAAAAUAUCAUGAACU
Messenger RNA from Rhopalosiphum maidis (corn leaf aphid), 1085 nucleotides. RefSeq names its product sideroflexin-2-like. NCBI's taxonomy places the organism in Eukaryota, Metazoa, Arthropoda, Insecta, Hemiptera, Aphididae. The coding region runs from base 87 to 1070 and encodes 327 amino acids. Gene Ontology annotation, molecular function: monoatomic ion transmembrane transporter activity. The record is from RefSeq and is a predicted model, not a curated record. Gene Ontology annotation, biological process: monoatomic ion transport; serine import into mitochondrion. Gene Ontology annotation, cellular component: mitochondrial inner membrane. The transcript is spliced from 9 exons.